Molecule: messenger RNA, 2959 nt
Organism: Spodoptera littoralis (African cotton leafworm)
Lineage: Eukaryota; Metazoa; Arthropoda; Insecta; Lepidoptera; Noctuidae
Source: the annotation of a GenBank genome assembly
AUGGAGACUACUACGCUAAUAUUAUUGUUAGCUUUAUUAUUACACUAUAGUCUAGUUAAUAGUGAUGACUUACACAAGCCAGAUAACUUCAACGAGACAGAACUUAUGGAAAAUCACCAGGAGAGGAUGAAGAUGGUGAACGCCUUCUUCAGAGACCUUAAAAUAGUAUUAAACAAAAAUAAAAAACCGUUAAGGAGUAUGAAAGAAACAGAGAGAAAUGACAAAGUAGUGAAAGAUCCAAAAAUACCGAACCUUCGAGCUAGAUUAUUCACGACUAAAUCUAUUCAGACUAAAAGUAAUUUAAAACUUCAUAAAUUUCCAAAUUACGUCAGCAAACCUUUGUUCCCGAUUCCUGUACUAACUGAAAAUGUUUUACGUACUUCUGCCACAUCUGUCUCUACACCUAAAACUACAAUUAUAAUAAAUUCUACAACUAAACCAAGUUCUGUUACAUUAAAGCCUAAACAGGUCGGCCAUGCUUCUACGUUUACAUCUCUUAGUAUUCCAAGAAAUUUCUUUGAUAAAAUAUUUCAAAAAGUGACAUUUUCAACACAUCGAGUGCCUGAACAAUUUACUUUUCGUUCAGUUAUCUCUCCUAGCAAACCAACUUCUAAAACUGUUGCAACUAAAUCAUCUGUUUUGACUACUUCAAAAACUAAGUCCACUCGUCCAUCGACAUUAGCUCCUACUAAAGGAACUUCACCAAAUAUUACUUCUAACAAACUAGCCGUAGUAAAAUUUAAUCAGAUAUAUAAUUUAAAAGAAGAGGUUGAAAGUUUGACCUCAAUAAAAAGUACUUCAUCAUCUAUGAGUACAACUCCAUCCUCUAUGAGUACAACUCCAUCCUCUAUGAGUACAACUCCAUCCUCUAUGAGUACAACUAGUAUUGGACGAAAGACCUUCAACAAUAUUUCUACAUUCAUACGGGAACUUUCCUUUUAUCAAAAAUUACAUCUAUUUACACCUAUUUCUAGAAUCAUCUAUGAAGUCACUACAACCUCUUCUCCACCUAAAACAUCUGCUUCUUUAGCUCCUUUAUCAAUACUUGCUAUUUCAUAACUUCUUCUCCUCUUCAGUCCAAAAUUCCUCCUCUUGCGUCGUGGUCUUACAAAACAACAAAUAAGUUUCAUAGCUUAUGGCAGCAAGAGAUGACUAAUUUCUUGUCUUCUAAUAGAUGGAAGAUAAAAGCAAGUGAUUUUACAAGUAAGCGUUUUAUUACCAUUGUUAGGUAUAGAACUCUGUAUGUCAGUCUCUCAUAUAGAGCGACCGAUAUUUGCCAAUAACCUAAUAAAACCGCAACAGAUAACACCACGAUGGUACCAACACUUUGUACAAAAUAAACCAAUAAUACACCACGGAUACAACCUCACACGACGUCCUAGACUGCACAGACAGAGGCACACACACAACAAAAAAAUAAGACAUAAACAUAUCAGAAAAGUAAAGAAGUACUACCCAAUGUACCUAUCCACAAAACAACGUAACUCUACUAUAAAAAAUUUCUACGGCCAUCUCCAUAACGAGUCAAUUGAAUAUUAUGAAUUUAGUACUUUUAAAUCGACAAUAAUUGAUGGUAGACCUGUCUAUCUACCUGUAGAUCCUUUAGAAGGUACAACACCAGUUUCAAUUCUUACUCCAUCGACCAAGCCUCCGAAUCAUCGUUACUACGAGAUGAUGAAGGAACUGGAUGAAGGAUAUAUGAUCGUUUUCUUAAUAGAACUUUGUAGAAUAAUUUCUACAAAAGAUCAGAAACAUGUUCAAAAUGUCAUUAUACAUACGGAAACUAUAAUCAAUGAGCUACAGGGAAAUGGUCGGUUGGUCUGGUUAGACAGCCCGUUAUUAGAUGUCACUAUAAAACUAUCAAGACUUAUAUCCGAAGCACCAAUCGAUCUUGUAAGAACUUACGCAGCCAUGAUGUACCACAUGCUACGUGUGAGGAAGAUAGAACUCUCCGUCGAAGUGAAUUCAAUCAUAGAUUAUGCAGAACUUAUGUACGAGGAUAAAGAGGGAGACUACCUGUUCAAUUCUCUGAGAGAAUUCGAGGCAUUUCCUGAAAUAUCGAAAUCUGGUUACUUAGUUUGCUCCACCCUGAUUGAAAACUUCUUAAGUCCAUUUCGUCGCCUCCACGGCACGAAACGACGACAAAUAUUAUUAGACUCUAUCAAUAAAGCAAUAAAGGAUAGAUUUCCACAAAUCUCAGUGAAAACUGUCAAAGAGAAGGACUUAAAGCACGGAAUAAAAGCAAAAGAGAUGCAGCAUUGGCCGAAAUUCCGAACAAUCUUAACGUCGGACGAAUCAUGUAUAUCAACUUCAGACUCGGAUAGCGAAAUUAGGAGAAAAAAUCGUUUAAAACGUAAACAGCGAAGAAUUCGAGAACACAACUUAAGAAAAGAGGCAAGAAAUCGAAAUAGACACAAGUUAAAUAGACGACAAAUGAAGAAUAACGAUAAUGAAUACUUAAAGUUUAGAAGUAUUACAAAAACACAGAUGCGUUACAAAAUAGUAUCUUCGAAAGAUCACUUGAAACCAACCCGUGAGAGAACUACAAAAAUUACACAUUGAAUCUACAUCGCAGACCAACUAAAGAUCAAUCUGUAACAAUCACACCUCUGUAUGUAAAUACACCAUUCCCUUACUUCCACGAACAAAAAGACUAUUUUAAUACAGAAGAAAACGAAGUCCAUCAAAGAACUGACGAAAAACGACUACAGCGCCACCCUAAGCAAACUAUUGAUUUUAAAAAAUUACAAGAUUAUUACUACCCUUUCGACGAGUAUUUUAGACAGUCGGAGCCUAAGCCUGUAAAAGUUGUUAGUAAAAUAACAAAUACAUGUUUAAAGAGAAUCGUAGAGGCUUCAAGUUAUAGUGACGAAGAAGAUUCUUUGAAAAAGAAUUUGAUCGAAGCUCUAUUUUACAAUGCGACGUCUACUACUGAAGCUACGAAUUCAUAAUUUCUUUG